AUGGAGCAGUGGGGUGUUGUUCACCGCGUGUUUGCAUACGACGAAUUUGUGAAGAGCAAUGAAUCAGUCGUGGCGGCGCAGCGUGCAUUCAGACAACGCUUCAACAUUGAACGUCAUGGUGCUAUUCCUAAUCGGAAAACCGUUAUGAGGUGGGUCAAUGCUUUUAGAACAACUGGAAACAUUAUGAAAAAAAAACCACCGGGCCCCACUCGUACUGCUACAACUCCAGAGAAUGUGGAGAGGGUGAGAGCAGCUGUCGUUCAGAGUCCAGGACGUUCGGUGCGCAAACAAGCUCAAGCCCUACGGAUUGAUCGUUCCUCUGUUCGUCGUAUCAUCAAACGUGAGUUGAAAUUCCAUCCUUACAAGUUGGCUAUUGUUCAGCAACUGAAACCUACUGAUUACCGUCAGCGUUCGGAAUUUGCAUUAGACAUGUUGUCUUUAUUCUAGGUGAAUGACGAC
Messenger RNA from Pararge aegeria (speckled wood butterfly), 459 nucleotides. RefSeq lists its product as uncharacterized. Bases 1 to 447 code for a protein of 148 amino acids. The transcript has a single exon. Lineage: Eukaryota; Metazoa; Arthropoda; Insecta; Lepidoptera; Nymphalidae. The record is from RefSeq and is a predicted model, not a curated record.